Molecule: messenger RNA, 2023 nt
Organism: Chelonus insularis
Lineage: Eukaryota; Metazoa; Arthropoda; Insecta; Hymenoptera; Braconidae
Product: peroxisomal hydratase-dehydrogenase-epimerase-like
Exons: 12
Coding region: 135-1901 (588 amino acids)
Cellular component (GO): cytoplasm
Molecular function (GO): oxidoreductase activity, acting on the CH-OH group of donors, NAD or NADP as acceptor
Source: RefSeq, a predicted model, not a curated record
GUUAUAGUAAACAUCUGCAAGUUACACAGCUUAUAUUAGUUUGAAUUUGAAAAUCUAUACAACAUCAUUAAAGAAUAAUUAUUUGUAAUUAAAUUAAUUUUAUUUAAAUUUGUAUUUAAUUAAUAAAACAAAUAAUGCAAAUAAAAGAUAAAAAAGCCAUUAUUGUUGGAGCUAUUGGCCGUUUUGGAAUUCAUUUUUGUCGAGAGUUACUUCGAAAUGGUGCUGCAACUGUUGUAAUAAUAGGAAAUGGAGAUAAUCAAGAAAAUACUCUUAAUCAAUUGAAUGAAGAAUUUGGUCAAAAAAAGGUUACAUUUGUUUUAUGUGAUUUAUCAAACAGUUCAGAUUUUGAUGCAAUUUUUAAAGAAACUGUCAGGUGUUUAGGAGGGCUUGAUAUUUUGAUUAAUAAUGCAGAUUUAAUUGACGAGACUGAUAUAACGAAAUCUAUUGAUGUAAAUGUCACAGCUGUCAUUCGAAGUACUUUAUUGGGUGUUCAACAAAUGGAGAAAGAUUUAGGUGGCAAAGGUGGAAUUAUUGUAAAUAUAACAACAAUAUUUGGUCUUAAAACUAUUCCACAAUUACCAAUUUAUUCAUCUGCUAAGCAAGCAGUUUUAAGUUUUAGUCGUUCAUUUUCGCAACCAUAUCAUUAUAAUAAAACAGGAGUAAAAAUUGUUAUGUACUGCCCAGGAUUUUCUGAAGAACUUGAAAAAAACGUUGAAACUACGUUAGAGAAAUUAGAAAAUGAAUCAGUCAUUAUUUUGCCUCAAAAAGCGGAAACUGUUGCUCAUGGUUUAAUGUAUUUAAUAAGAUGUGCUCAAAACGGCAGCAUAUGGAUCAGUGAAAAUGGUCAACCAGUAUAUGAAAUACAACUUCCAGAUGUACUUCCGCAAAAACAAGAUGAAAGUGAACUUUUAAAUUUCGAAUGCAUUGAAUUUAUUGAAAUACAAAAUCGUAAAGGUCGACGAUCGUCUGCUGAAGAAAAAGCACGUGAACUUGCAAUAAUUAAAGGACUAGUUUGUGGUAAAAAUGUGAUAAUAACUGGUGGAGCUUCAGGUCUUGGAUACUCAUUUGUAAAUCAUUUUCUUCAACAUGGAGCUAAAAAAGUUGCAAUUAUAGACGUUGAUGAAGAAGCUGGAAAACAAGCUGUAAGUGCUGUAAGUAAAUCAUAUGGAGAAGAUAGAAUUAUUUUUAUUAAUGCAGAUACGUCAAAUUAUUCACAAAUUUUGGAUUCUUUUACACAAUUAUCAUCAUUAAUGGAUAGCAUUGAUAUAGUUAUUAAUAAUGCUGGAAUUUUGGAUGAACGACGAUGGGAAAAAGAAAUUUCUAUUAAUAUGAAUGGAAUGUUGUUAGUGGCAACUCUUGCAAUACGUUUUAUGGGGAAGGAUCACGAAGGAAAUGGUGGAAUUCUUGUAAAUGUUGCUCAAUAUUUUGAUUUUAAAUUAACAGCUCAACUUCCUAUUUAUACUGCUACCAAAUUUGCCAUCAUCGGUCUUUCACAAUCUCUUGGAGCACCUUAUCGUUAUAAUAAAACCGGAGUUCGAGUUAUAGCAAUUUGUCCUGGUUUAACUGAAACCGCACUUACAAUUAACAGCCCAAAUCGUUUACUUUCUCGAAUUAUGAAAGCAGAUUUUGUUAAAAAUUUGGAAAAUUUAUCAAUUCAAACACCUUAUGUAGUAGCUGAUGGAUUGAUGUCUAUUCUAAAAAGUGGUACAUCCGGGAGCAUUUGGGUGAUAGAAAAUGGUCGGUCACCGUUUGAAGUUUAUACACCGAAUUAUAAAACAUUAAGAAGGCAAUAUAAAAAUAAUUUUAUUCCUACAACUACUCUACACACGAUUAAAGGACGACCAACACAAAAUUCAAGAUUACAUGAUGAUAUGAGAACGAGACUUACAAGUUGUGCUUGAAAACACUUGAUUUUAAUAUUAUUAAUAUCAGUGUUAAAAUUUAAUCAGUACAUUAAAUUCAUAAAAUCAUUCAUGUAAUUCAAUUAUUUUGAUAACUUUUUUUUUUUAAUUUAGUCACACGA